AUGCGUUCUAUCAUCCCCCUCCUCUCGCUGAGCGCGCUGCUUGUCCCGGUCCAAUCCCUAUACUUCUACAUUGACGGCACAGCUCCCAAAUGCUUCUUCGAGGAGCUGCCGAAGGAUACGCUGGUAGUAGGACACUUCGAUGCAGAGGAGUUUGACGAGACCGCGAAAACGUGGACAAAGCACGACGGGCUCAACAUCCUGAUUACCGUUGAUGAGGUAUUCGAUAACGACCACCGGGUCGUCAACCAGAAGGGCGCGCACACCGGCCGCUUCACCUUCAGCGCUGCCGACUCGGGCGACCACAAGAUCUGCUUCACGCCUUCCUCCACCACCAGGACCGGCGGCUGGCUCUCGAACGCCACGCCCCUUGGUGGCGUCCGCCUCACCCUCGAUUUGGCCAUCGGAGCGACGAGCCAGAUCGAGAGCACGGAUAAGGGCAAGAUUGAGGACAUCGUCAAGCGGGUCAAGGAUCUGAACGGCCGACUGCAGGAUAUCAGGAGGGAGCAGGUAUUCCAGCGGGAACGAGAGGCUGAGUUCAGAGAUCAAUCCGAGUCGACAAAUGCUAGGGUAGUUAGAUGGACACUGGUUCAACUGGUCCUAUUGGGUAUUACUUGUGCAUGGCAAUUAUCCCAUCUCAGGGCUUUCUUCAUUAAGCAGAAGUUAACAUAG
This is a messenger RNA of Drepanopeziza brunnea f. sp. 'multigermtubi' MB_m1, 669 nucleotides long. RefSeq lists its product as uncharacterized. The record is from RefSeq and is a predicted model, not a curated record. Gene Ontology annotation, biological process: Golgi organization; endoplasmic reticulum to Golgi vesicle-mediated transport; intracellular protein transport. Lineage: Eukaryota; Fungi; Ascomycota; Leotiomycetes; Helotiales; Drepanopezizaceae. Gene Ontology annotation, cellular component: endoplasmic reticulum; Golgi apparatus; COPII-coated ER to Golgi transport vesicle.